GUAUUGCUCGCAAACAUCUAUCGCGCCUCAUGCCGAUGAAGGAGGGCUUUUGAGAGAAUCCUAUGCUCCCUUUGUCCUGACCAACACGCGUUUUUCUCGACCAAAAGAACGCGAUUGACGCGUCGGUCAGGAACGCGAAGUGCACGGAGUAUCGGUCUAAACGGCAGCUUCAGCAUCUGGACUACAUAUUUCACGACAGGCGAUUGAGGGCUGCUUCUUGGCCUAUGCUUUGCUAUACUCAAGCCAACCUCUCUCGAUUUCAACCCUGACGAGAGGUAUUCCAGUUCAAAACUAGGCCAGAGAUAUUGAAACCACGACUCCGUGCAACAAAAACAACAACAACAUGGGCCUUCGAGAAGUGACCGGCGAGGACGAGCGAGCACUGCAAGAAAUUGCAGACUGUCUGGCGAACUCGCACAAGGUCUUGCUUGUGACUGGCGCAGGCAUCAGUACCAGCUGUGGCAUUCCUGACUUCCGCUCCAAAGAUGGACUGUACAACAUGAUUCCCGGGCAGACCAUGCUCCCGACACCGCCGCCAUCAGAGCCUUCCACGCCUACGCAUGCGCGGUUCAAAGACCUGGCUGUCGACGAGGAGCCUUGUUCGUCCCAAUCGAGAAGCCGAAGAGUAUCGUCGAGUCCUUCGUCGCGCCUGCGCGGCCAGGACUUGUUUGACUCGCGAGUGUUUCAACAUGCCGAAUCCACCACCAUCUUUUACCAAUUUAUCGCUUCUCUUCGGCAGAAAAUCCGCGACGAGGUGCGGUCCACGAGCUCCGUGCACAAAUUCGUCAGGGUGCUUCGCGACGGCGGUCGGUUGAUGAGAUGCUAUACUCAGAAUAUAGACGGUCUUGAGCUAAGAGAAGGACUUGUGACGGAUCUGGCGCGCGGCAAGGGAAACAAACGCCGGUUCAUGAAGAAGCACUACGAGGCUCCCCGUCCAACACAUACACCGGGAACGGACUUUGAUGGAGGAUGCGAAGUCGUGCAACUACAUGGUGAUUUAGAGAAGCUCCGCUGCACCAUGUGUUCUACGCAGUAUCCCUGGACCGAUGAGCAGACCGAGGUCUAUCUUGAGGGAGCUGCGGCGGACUGCCCCAAGUGCCGCGACAAGAGUGACGAAAGACAAGCGAGUGGGAAACGCGGUCUUGCAGUAGGCGCGCUCCGCCCGAACAUCGUCCUCUAUGGAGAAGACCACCCUUCGAACACGUUGCUCACGCCGCUGAUCCCCUUUGACGCCAGCUGUCAACCAGACGUGUUGAUCAUCAUGGGAACGUCGCUGAAGGUUUUCGGGCUCCAGAAGAUUGUACGAGAAUUCGCAAAAGCCGUCCAUUCACACAAGAAUGGCAAAGGAAGAGUGAUCUUUGUCAAUCGUACUCGUCCAGCAGAGAGUGUGUGGGACGGCAUCAUCGACGACUUUGUGGCCAUGGACUGCGAUGACUGGGUAGACGACCUGAAGAGACGCCGGCACGAUCUAUGGCUCCGGCAAGGAGAGAUUGAUAUGACGGUGACGAAGUCGCAGCAGCCGAAAAGAAAACGAAAGUCAAUGGAAGAAUGUCCGGGGAAGGAGAACAGACCCGAGAAGAAAGCUAGGGUAAUCGUGGAAAUCCGUCGUCCUGCGAAGCCGAGACAGGUCUCAUCCAGCACCCCGAAGAAGGACAGAUCCGUUACAAAGAUGGCCAGGCAUCCUUCCGACUAUCCGGCGCGAGGAAUACUGUCCCCUCUAGCACAGGCGAAAAGACCACAGAUUUCGCCUUUCACGAGUCCGAUUCGAAUGGAGGACGAGGCUGGCCUCUUGAGUCCCAUUAAGCGAGGAACACCUAGCCGCCCGCCAUUUUCUCCCUUCACACCCCGGCUUCGUCCUACAAGCGCAAGACGGUCCGAUGACCACAUGAAUGUCCCAGAACAUCGGCAAGGCACGCCGAUGCGACCUGCGUUCUCACCAUUGACGCCAGGUGUCCGCUCUGGGAGCAAGUUGAGGUCAGAGGUGUUUAUAGAUGACUACUUGGACAACCAAGCCUUACCCAGCAGUCCUCCCGUCGAAGACUUUGAGAUAGAGUCGCUGUUGGAAGAGGCUACGUCGAUGGUGGAGGAAUCACGCAAGGCUAGUGCAUCUGCAGCGAAAUCGAGGGAGACCACCUUUAUGGCACAGAUCUGGGAGCGAGUGAGAGAUGGAGGCUUCUUCUCUUACGGGCGGGAUCCAGACUCGAUUCGAAAGCCGGCCGCAGACGACGGUGCCGAGGUUGAGACACCAUCGAGAGGUCCACGAGGCCGGAAAGUCGACGUUUUUGCCGCCUGAUUUGGUGUUGCUCAAGGAAUAGAUUCAUCAACAUUGGGCCAUGGAUGGACACCCGUGUUGAUUCGAUACGAGGCUACGACUGUACGACUUUGGGCAGAGCAAUACAAGUAGUAAGGGAAGGGGGCUUCUCACAGCAGAUGACAAUAUUUUGGAGUUUUGGCGUUUGGAAUCUGGCGCCCAAGCACAGCGGGACUCGUGUGGGAAAAUGCGGUGCCGCAGAUGCCCAUCGAUGCACAAUUUGGCGUCAAC
Messenger RNA from Cladophialophora immunda, 2542 nucleotides. RefSeq lists its product as uncharacterized. The transcript is spliced from 2 exons. Lineage: Eukaryota; Fungi; Ascomycota; Eurotiomycetes; Chaetothyriales; Herpotrichiellaceae. The record is from RefSeq and is a predicted model, not a curated record. Gene Ontology annotation, molecular function: NAD+ binding. The coding region runs from base 344 to 2293 and encodes 649 amino acids.